CCCAUGGCCCCUGCCCAGAGGAUGGGGGAGAACACUGGUCAGACCCACCGAGGAGAGGGACCAUGGGGCUGGGGGGGUGGAAAUUGGGAUUAGAGGGUUAACGAAGGGGAUGGGAGGACGCACGUGACUGGCUGUGGAGUGGGGGAAGUGGGCUGGGGUGUGCAGUGGGUGGGGGUGUGUAUGGGGGGGGGUCCUUGGCGAUCCCUCCCUUCCCAUCCCCCUUCUCCCCGGCCCCCCGCACAAAAUCCGCUCCCCACUGGCCUCCCCCCGCUCCCUCCAACCUGCGCUAUGGAGCCACCGGGCUGCCCGGCUCUGCCCCCACCUCGCCGGGCUGGACCCCCCCCGGGGCUCCCCCGGGCUCCCACCGCCUUCGCCAUCGGGCCACCGGGACCCCCCCAGCACCCACCGCCUCUCAGCCCCCGCCCGGCCCGCUGCCCGCCGGACAAGCCCCGCUACCUGGGGGUCACCAGCCCGGGCCCCCCCGCCGCAUCCGUCAAUGCGAAGCCCUUCGACCCGCCCGGGGCUGCAGGCAGGGAGAAGGGAUGCAAAGGCGGGUACCAGGCGAUGCCCACGGCCUGCCAGGCCCCCCCAAAAACCCCGGGGCAGUUGGGGUGUCCCCUGGCAGCACCCCUGGGUGGCCUCCGGGAACACGGGGUCCCCCACCCCCCCGAGCCCCUGGGCAAGAGCAAGAAGCGGAGGAACAGGACGACGUUCAGCACGUUCCAGCUGGAGGAGCUGGAGAAGGUUUUCCAGAAGACGCAUUAUCCCGACGUCUACGCCCGGGAGCAGCUGGCGCUACGGACCGACCUGACGGAAGCCAGGGUGCAGGUCUGGUUCCAGAACCGCCGGGCCAAGUGGCGGAAACGGGAACGUUACGGGAAAAUGCAGGAGCUGCAGAACAACCUGUGGCCAAACUCCGGCCCCGGGACCCCCCCGGGGCUCCUGCCCCCCGAGAACAUCCCAUCCCCCUGCAUGUCCCCGUACCCCCCCCCUCACAGCAACAUCGGCAGCUUCAUGGGCAUCCCCACUUCUCCCGGCCCCCACCCCGCCAUCAACAGCCUCUACUCCCUGCACGGGCUGCCCUCCCCGGGCCUGGGGACCCCCCCGCACUUCGAACCGGCCCCCGAACACGAGUACAAGUCGCCCACGCUGGUGCCGCUGAGGAUGAAGAGCAAGGAGGCGACCAGCACCCUGCUGAACUGGGCAACGUGAUUCCCCCCCCGGGGGGGACACGGACCGGUCACCCCCUGCCCUGGAGUGCGUGUCACCCCCCCAGCACCAGGGGGUGGGAGUAGCGGGGUGGGGGCACCCUGACCCCCCACCCUGAGCACCCUCUGCAUCCCAGCCCACUCCAUCCUCGGGUGAAGGGGGGUCACAGCAGAGCUGCCGGGGGGGAAAAGGGUCACCCCCAAACCCAGCGUCCCCCAAAAUGUAGCUCCCAAAAACUCCUGAGCACCCCCAAGCACCUUCAGAGAAAGGGAUUUGAUGGAGAUACCAGGGAGUUUGCAGGGGGGGUGCAGCCUCUUUGGGGGUCCGUCCAAGCGCCAGGUCACGAUGACACAUCCCGUCCCGUCCUCCAGCCACUGUGACCCCCCCACCGCGGGCAAAGGGCCCCCCCACCGACAGAAGGUGCUGUCAGGGCCCCUCAUACCAAAAAAGACCCCAAAAUUGCAAUGCCGCUCCACCCCCAGCUCCCGGUCUCCUGAUGCUGGGGGGGGAACCUCAGUUGGGCCCCCCCGGGGAGGGACCCGACCUGCUGCUCCAGCCCCAUUUGGGUCAGAAAACCAAGUUUUCCCAGCCGUGUGUGGGUGCCCCCCCGCCGGGGACAUCUCGCAGCCCCCCACCCCCCCAGGGAAUUUUGUUAUUCAUUUAUAAACAAUAAAAGCCACGUUUAAUAAGUUA
Molecule: messenger RNA, 1902 nt
Organism: Columba livia (rock pigeon)
Lineage: Eukaryota; Metazoa; Chordata; Aves; Columbiformes; Columbidae
Gene: ALX3
Product: ALX homeobox 3
Exons: 4
Coding region: 181-1212 (343 amino acids)
Biological process (GO): regulation of transcription by RNA polymerase II
Molecular function (GO): DNA-binding transcription factor activity, RNA polymerase II-specific; RNA polymerase II transcription regulatory region sequence-specific DNA binding
Source: RefSeq, a predicted model, not a curated record